AGGAGAGAUACUUAAUCAUCUUCUUUUUUCCAAUUGUUAUUAAUCAAUUUUUCCAACAUUUAGUAUUUAAUCAAUCUAUUUAAUGUAUAUGUGUCUACUAAUUGUUUUCUAAUUGUGUUGGAACCUGGUGAUCAUGUUAAUAAUUAAUUCUACUACUCUGACAAUCCAUAAGGAAAAAUAAUUGUAUCUCUCUUUAUUGUAUCUGUGUAAACCUUAUUCUCUCUCACUCUCUGUCUCUUUAUUGUUUCUCAGUUUAUUUUUUUUUUCUUCUCAGUCUCUGACCAUGAAUCUAGUACUUGAUCUAUUUUAUUGAAAGAGAAGUAAAAUAGCCAAUAAAAGAGAGAGAGAGAAAAAAGACAAGGUUUAAAUAGUGAAGCAAAAAAAAGAAAGGGUGAAAGGCCGAUGUCAAUUUUAACCUUCAACCAUCAAGUGAUGAAAAAAUAAUUAUUGUCUUUUCUCAAAUUCUUUAUUGGAAUCAAACCUUUUUCUCUCUCUCAUCAAUCUAUCAUAUUUAUAUUCCACUUAUAUUAUUUUAUAUAUUCUCUCAAACAAGUAUUAUUAUUCUGUUUCUUUUACCGUCUCCUCUAAUAUCUCACUCUUCACAUUUCCAUUUCUCCCUCACUCCUUUCUCUUUUUUUUCACAAUCUCUUUUCUCCCUCUCAUUCACUCUAUCAUUUCCUCUGACAUCCUUCAACAAUUUGAAUUCGGAUGAUCACCAUCAAUACACAUUCUAUUGAGAAACUUGAAAAUCAUUCCUACUACUAUUUGAAAAAGUGAAAACAAAAUCUCUUAAUGGUGUGUCCUCUAUUCUUGGUACAAAAGGAAGAAAAAGGAUUAAAUUCUACCUGUAAAUCUAUCGUAAAAUCAACAAUCAACUCUAAUUACUGUUUAUAGUAAAUCACAAUUUACAUUUCGUUUGUCAUCAUUCCAGAUUUUCAUCUAAUCAACACAAUAUUUAUACACAGAUUCUCAUUCUCUCCCUCAACAACAAUAACAACAAUCUACUGAUCAUCAUCACCGCCAGUUUUUUCCCCAUCAACUUGAUUUACAUUUUGUUUACUGUAUAAGAAGAAAUCAACUAAAAGGAAGAUAAAAAGAGAGACAGAAAGAUAAUAUCCCCUUCGGGACUUUGAUUAUAAAACAAAAAUGGUGCAAAAGUAUAAAUCACCCAUUAGGGUUUACAAAUAUCCAUUCGAACUGGUUAUGAAGGCCUAUGAAAAACGAUUUCCAACCUGUGACAUGAUUCCAAUAUUCGUAGGAAGUGAGAUAAUCAAUGAAGAAGAAUCAGAUGAUGGUGCUAUUCAGAUAAUCGAAAGACGAUGUAAACUCAACGUCGAAGCUCCUUAUUUAUUAAAAAAGAUGUCAGGAAUUGAUUAUUUCUAUUGUAUCCAAAGGAAUACAUUGGACAGAAGGAAAAGAACGCUCGUAAUCGAAGCCUGGAAUGAAAGCUUUGCUUCUCGAAUUCAUAUUAAAGAAUAUUGCACUUAUUAUGUUCACCCUGAAGAUCCCGAGUGGACUUGCUUUGAACAAUCAGCCAGUUUAGAGGUUAAAUCAUUUUAUGGACUCGAAAGUGCUGUUGAAAAGUUAGCGGCCAAACAUUAUGCCGCCAAUGUUAAUAAAGGAAAGGAAAUAAUUGAAUUUCAUAUUGAAGAACUGAGGAAACAAGAUAUCACCUAUGUACCUCCGUUCGUGGACCAGAUCACAUCAAAUUCAUGUAACAAUGAGAAAGAGUCAAUUCAUUAUCCAACGGCAAACAAUUACUCCGCAAUUAUAUGACUGUUGUGUUUAGCAUCAUUUUCAAUUUCACCGUUAUCAUAAUCAACUAAUAACAACCAAUUUCAUCAUCGUUUCAUCAACAAGAUUAUCACUUUCAUCUUCAUCUUCUCAAUCAUUUUUGUAAUGAUCUUUACCUUUCUCUCUGUCAAAUUUUGUGGUCUCCCUCUCUCUCUCUC
This is a messenger RNA of Panonychus citri (citrus red mite), 1952 nucleotides long. RefSeq names its product SEC14-like protein 1 (gene retm). Gene Ontology annotation, cellular component: mitochondrial intermembrane space. Gene Ontology annotation, molecular function: phosphatidic acid transfer activity. The record is from RefSeq and is a predicted model, not a curated record. Gene Ontology annotation, biological process: phospholipid transport. Lineage: Eukaryota; Metazoa; Arthropoda; Arachnida; Trombidiformes; Tetranychidae. Bases 1147 to 1776 code for a protein of 209 amino acids. The transcript has 4 exons.